AUGAUUAGAUUUCUCCCUCUAACGUUUGUGUUUCUGUUGGCAUCUGUUUCCACUCAAAACUGCGGGAGACAGGGCGGUAACUCACCAUGUCCAAACGGUAACUGCUGUAGUCAAUACGGUUACUGUGGAAACACUCUAGCUCAUUGCUUGCCGUCAAAUAACUGCCAGUAUCAGUGCAGUGGCGGCGGCGGUGGUGGUGGUAGUAAUACUGUUAGCGCCAUCAUUACUUCAUCAGUGUUUAACCAAAUUCUCAAGUAUCGAAACAACCCCAGAUGCAAAGCCCCUGGAUUUUACACUUACAAUGCUUUCAUUAACGCUGCGAGAUCUUGUAACGGGUGUACCACUGGAAGCGCUGAAGACCGGAGAAGAGAGCCCGCGGCUUUCUUUGCUCAAACCUCCCAUGAAACAACAGGUGGAUGGUCAAGUGCACCAGAUGGCCCAUAUGCUUGGGGAUAUUGUUUUGUUAGAGAACAAAACCAGGCCAAUAGGUACUGUGACUCCCCUAACUGGCCAUGUCCCCAAAGCUACUUCGGUAGAGGACCUAUACAACUAUCUCAGUAAGUUCUUACUUUCCGUCUUUACAAAUAUUUUCUUUGUAACAGGAUUAAUCGUGUUGGUUUGCGGGUUUUACUGAA
Molecule: messenger RNA, 635 nt
Organism: Helianthus annuus (common sunflower)
Lineage: Eukaryota; Viridiplantae; Streptophyta; Magnoliopsida; Asterales; Asteraceae
Product: endochitinase
Biological process (GO): chitin catabolic process; cell wall macromolecule catabolic process; defense response to fungus
Molecular function (GO): chitin binding; chitinase activity
Source: RefSeq, a predicted model, not a curated record